AUGGAGACUUUCGUCAUAGUUUGGAUUGCAGUGUGUUCUACGAUUUCGGUUCUGAUUGUGAUCGUCGCUGUCCUGAAUGCCAUCUUUGCGAUCCGUAUGAGGGGAAGAAUUUUAGGGGACGGGAAUUUCGGUGGAGGAGACGGAGGAGCGACUAAGCACGAUGCGCUUAGCAGUCAUUUAGGAGUACUUGAUGGUGGCGCUUCUCUGGAGUGUGGAGGAGAUAUGAUUGGUGUUGUCGAUUUCGGCGGCGGCAGUUUGAUCAGUGGGGCUGACGGAGGAGUUAUAGGCUGCGGCGACACUGGUGGCGGCAGUGGGGGAGGUGGUGGUUCUAGCGGUGAUGGAGGCGGUGGCUGCGGCUCUUAG
This is a messenger RNA of Eucalyptus grandis, 363 nucleotides long. RefSeq names its product loricrin-like. Bases 1 to 363 code for a protein of 120 amino acids. The record is from RefSeq and is a predicted model, not a curated record. Lineage: Eukaryota; Viridiplantae; Streptophyta; Magnoliopsida; Myrtales; Myrtaceae. The transcript has a single exon.